UGCAAAUACAGGAAGCUAUUCAAGUGAUGUGCGUGUCCAUUUUGAAACACUUGACAAGAGAAGAGAAGAUGGCGUUAUCUGAACCAAGACCUGGCCUUAAGACUAUAUAUAGCUACUAUGUCAAACUGGCUCGGAACAUCCCUCGAGGGUCUCACCAAGACUCGGAGAAGCUAAUCAGAGGAGAGGAGAGCCCUUACAUGUUGCCAGGAGGAACAUUUGUUGGACUCCUUUUCCAAAACACCUGUGUUCUGAGCAGUCUAUUGGCCGGAAUACAUAUAACAGCAACAAGAUUUAGCAAAAUCAAAGAUUAUUUUAUGACAGACAACACAGUCGGUGCAGUCAUAACCUUCCUCGAUAACAAAAUGUAUAAUGAGGCAAUGGGUCUUUGGCUUAUUAACUUAGAUUUGCGUGUUGGAAGAAAACUAUACUUUUCCCAAAACGAAUGUCUAGAUUGUAGAGGCUAUGUCGAAGACUUCCUACCAAAUUUCGAUGACCUGACAAUUGUCAAAUAUGAAGACGACAACAACGAUCACAAUAUGAGCCCCUCAGCUUGCGUUUACAAUGGAACACUGAGCAAUUUUAAGAUAUAUGGUCACGUUUACAUCCUGGACACCGUAAAUGACCCUAAACUCAUCCUGGUGAAUAUGUUUGGCCGAAUGGGACACGGAUUUAUUCCUCCUCAUGUCAUCACGGAUGAUUUUUCAAGGAAUUACGAGCUUCAGUUCCUUUUGCUGGGUUUGAUCACAGCAGAGAUCAAACACAUGGUGCUGUGUGUUAAACAAGAAGGAGGGCGAUGGAUGCUGUACGAUAACUCAGGAACGCCCCAAUUCCAGGACUUCAACAUGGAGAUAGAAAGGAAGAAAUACGUUGUUUACCUCGCUGCCUAUGUGAAUUUGAACCGUGCAUAUCCAGAGAAACAAGUGCAAGAAUCAGAGCAAGUAAAUGACCUCCUCCUGCCAGUGGUUGUACCAGUCAACAACCGCCGAUCAACAUUCCCAUUCAGAUUGCCGGUGGAAGAAACAACCAUCUCCACCCUACCGACCUGUCAGCAGCAACGAGAGGAUGCUUCCCCCCAAGGUGAAUCAACUGUUAAUGUGUGGUAGGGAUCAGAGACCCUUUCCUUUGUACAACUUGACUGCAUUCCUACCAAGUUAUGUUUUUCUUUUUUUUUAAUGAAAUCAUUUUUCAUGUAGUCUACUACUGCUUAUGAGUGAAAAAUUAUGGAAGACUGAUUUAACAAAAUAUGUGUUGUCAUAAAUUACUUGUAAAUGUCUGUUUUAUCUUUCUGUCUCUCCCCUGUGGAAGUGGAAAACGCAGAGGAACGUGGCUGAGGGCACCCUGGCCUGAACACACCCAGACAUUCAUUGCCUGAGCCCACUUGGUUGUGCUGCUGAUCCCAGUCCUAUGGAACCCCUGCUGACCAAGUCCACCUGGUUGUGCUGCCUUCACUGGACCAACUGGCCUCCUUUAGCCGCUACACCAACAAAUGUUAAUUUCUUUACUUACCGUGUCUUUGUUAAAAGCUAUUAGAUCGACCACGGGGUCUUGAAGUAUUGGAAAUCUCUAUCCGGUACAGCCAGAAGAGGACUGGCAACCCCUCUCAGCCUGGUUCUUCUCUAGGUUUCUUCCUUUUAGGGAGUUUUUCCUAGCCACUGUGCUCUUGCUUAUGCUUUGCUGUUUGGGGUCUGACAAUUGCAGAUGUAAAAACUGCUUUAUAAAUAAAUUUGAUUGAUCGAUCAACAACA
Molecule: messenger RNA, 1745 nt
Organism: Oncorhynchus mykiss (rainbow trout)
Lineage: Eukaryota; Metazoa; Chordata; Actinopteri; Salmoniformes; Salmonidae
Source: RefSeq, a predicted model, not a curated record